Messenger RNA from Orbicella faveolata, 4352 nucleotides. RefSeq lists its product as uncharacterized. Gene Ontology annotation, molecular function: CoA-ligase activity. NCBI's taxonomy places the organism in Eukaryota, Metazoa, Cnidaria, Anthozoa, Scleractinia, Merulinidae. The record is from RefSeq and is a predicted model, not a curated record.
GGAGUUGGUGCGUGAUACCAAGUAAUAAUUGCCCUUUUCCUGUUGUGUAUCGCUAUUAUGAGGCUAUUGUCUGCGUUGUCCCUAGCGACCAUUUUUCCUGUUCUUGAAGAGUCAAAAUGAAUCGAUAAUGAACGCAAUGAUUACUUUCUCAUUUUGCAUAAUUAUGUCAAGAGCAACAGAACAAAUAAGACAGAAUUCAAUGGUCAUGCGACAUCACGUCACGCUCCAACAGAAAUAUACCUCAAUAAAUUUCUUCGCUCGUAUGGUUGAUGUGGUUUGCCAAAGACAUCACUCGUUUUGCUAUUUUGUUGGAAUGAAUCUCAGCGUCUGAAACAUCUGAGCAAUGGCAAUGAAAAGCAAGUUUUCUGACGUUCACAUUCCGCAAGACCUUUCAUGGCCGCAGUUCGUGUUUCAAAACUUUGAAGCCAACGGCAGCAAGAUGGCAAUUGUGGACGGACCUUCCGGUCGAUCUUACACCUUUGAACAGCUUGCUGUGCUGACCAAAAAAUUCGCCUCAGCUCUGACGAAGAAAGGCUUCAAAAAGGGCGACGUUUUCGCCAUCCUUCUUCCAAACAUUCCAGAAUUUCCCAUAGUCUACUAUGGUGUUAUUUUCAUCGGUGGAGUCGUGACAACGAUGAAUCCGUUGUACACAGUGGAAGAAAUAACACACCAGCUCCAAGAUGCAGGCGUUACAUCUAUUAUUACCAUACCACUGUUUGCUGAUAAAGUCAAAGAAAGCACUUCCAAUGUAGGAAUUAACACGGUUUAUGUUGUCGGCGAAGCCGAAGGUUGCGAAUCUCUUUCGGCGUUACUCCAAGAUGAUGGCGAAGAUUUUCCGAAAAACGUCGAAAUAAACCCGAAGGAAGACGUCGCCUGCUUGCCAUAUUCCAGUGGCACCACAGGGGUCCCCAAGGGAGUAAUGCUGACUCAUUAUAAUCUGAUCGCAUGCGCCUUAAUUGUUACUCAUGAAAGUUUCAUGUGGAAUAAAGAAGAAGAUGCCGCUGUUCUUGGCCUCCUACCAUUCUUCCAUAGUUUUGGACAAGUUAUAUCAAUGUCUUGUGCCUUAUAUAAGGGUGCCAAGGUUGUUUGUGUGCCAAAGUUUGAGCCAGAGUCUUUCCUUAAGAUCAUUCAGGAGCACAAGGUCUCCCACGCGGCCCUCGUGCCUUCGACGGUACUAUUUUUAUCCAAGAGUCCGCUGGUCGAACAGUAUGAUUUGUCAAGUCUGAAAGAUGUUACAUCCGGGGCAGCCCCACUUGGUGAAGAGUUGUCAAAAUCACUGAAGGAACGUCUUCCAUCCAUCGAAUGGUUCAGGCAAGGUUACGGCAUGACCGAGUUAAGUCCCGUAUGUCACGUGACUCCGUUUGAUAACAUUAAAUACGGAUCUGUGGGAGUACUUUUACCAAAUCUCGAGUGUAAGGUUGUUGAUAUUGAGAAUGGUGACGAGCUUGCUCCAAAUAAAGAGGGAGAAAUUUGUGUCAAGGGACCCACCGUUAUGAAAGGAUACUUGAACAAUCCAGAAGCGACCGCUAAGACAAUCGAAAGCGAUGGCUGGCUCCACACAGGAGAUAUUGGAUACUAUGAUGAAGACGAGCAUUUCUUUAUUGUUGAUCGACUGAAAGAACUAAUCAAAUACAAAGGAUUUCAGGUUGCUCCAGCCGAACUUGAGGCUCUCCUCGUUUCUCACACGGCCAUAGAAGAUGCUGCAGUAAUAGGGGUCCCGGACGCCAGAGCAGGCGAACUACCCAAAGCGUUUGUUGUAAAGAAAGCAAACGAAGAAAUCACCGAAGAAGAGAUAGCUAAAUACAUUGAAGAGAGAGUAGCACCGCACAAGAAUUUAAGAGGUGGCGUGGAAUUCAUCGAUAAAAUACCAAGAUCUCUGAGUGGUAAAAUUCUUCGUAGAGAACUCAAAGAGAAAGUGACUGCCGCGCUUCUAAACGUGGUUAACAAUAAAACCAAAGAGGAAGAGCAGAAUGUAAUCAGGAGUAAGAACCCGGAUGUGGAAAUUCCAGAUAAUCUGUCGUGGACAGAGUUUGUCUUUCAGCAUUUUGAUGAGUAUGAAGACAGGGAAGCCAUGAGAGACUCCAUAACCGAUCGCUCCUACUCAUACCGUCAAGUGAAGGAUUUGAGCAAAAGAAUUGCAUCUGCUCUUAACAAGCGAGGCUUAAAAAAGGGGGAUGUCUUCGCCAUGUUGCUGCCAAAUCUUCCAGAAUUUCCAAUCGUGUACUUUGGUGUGCUUCAAGCAGGAGGUGUAAUUACAGCAGCUAAUCCGCUCUUCACAACUGAGGAACUUGCCAAACAAUUGAAACAAGCUGACACCAAGUGGAUCUUAACGGUGCCCCAGUUAGUGCAUCGGGCAAAAGAAGCCAUGCAAGAACUGGGGCGAAGCAAUGUUUUCGUCAUCGGUGACGUGGACGGGUGUGAGUCGCUCUCAGGCCUCCUCGCAGACGAUGGUUCAAGCUUUCCCGACGUAGCCAUAAACCCCAAGGAAGAUAUAGCAGUGCUGCCAUUCUCAAGCGGGACAACAGGCCACCCCAAGGGGGUCAUACUGACGCACCAUAAUCUCAUCUCGUGCGGCAGUAUCAUGCGCUCGAAAGGGUUUCUUAGCUUCGACGAAACAACUGUCCUCUUAGCAUUCCUUCCUUUUUUUCAUAGUUACGGAAUGGUAGCCAUCAUGUCGAUGGGUCUUCAUUGUGGAAGCACUAUUAUCACCAUGCCACGGUUUGAACGAGAAAAGUUUCUUCACGCUCUUCAGAAUUAUGAGGUGACACAUCUUCCUGUGGUCCCCCCUGUGGUGCUUAUGUUAGCUAAGCAUCCCUCGGUUGAUAACUUUGACUUGUCCUAUCUAACUGAGGUCACCUCAGGGGCGGCCCCCCUGGGGAAAGAAUUGUCGCAAGCUUUGAAGGACAGAUUACCACUGCUGAGUAGCAUAAGACAAGGUUACGGCAUGACAGAACUCAGCCCAGUGUGUCACAUGACUCCUGCAGACAACAAUAAACAUGGUUCGCUGGGUGUCCUUCUACCAAACUUACGAUGCAAGGUAGUUGAUGUGGAGACUGGGGAGAAUCUGGGCCAUGGACAAGAUGGCGAGAUUUGUGUCAAAGGACCCACGGUCAUGAAAGGUUACCUCAACAACCCAGAAGCCACUGCGCAGACAAUCGACAGUGACGGCUGGCUUCACACUGGAGACAUUGGACAUUACGACGAAGAUGAACAUUUCUACAUUGUUGACAGAGUUAAAGAACUAAUAAAAUACAACGGUUAUCAGGUUCCCCCUGCUGAACUCGAAGCUCUCCUUAUCUCGCAUCCAGACAUAGAGGACGCUGCUGUGAUUGGAAUCCCGAAUUUGGAAGUUGGCGAGUUACCAAUGGCAUUUGUUGUUCGUAAGGCUAACGCAACGCUCACUGAGAAGGACGUGGAAAUAUUCGUUGAUGAAAAUGUAGCGCCGUACAAGAAACUGCGUGGCGGUGUCGAGUUCAUUGAUGAAAUUCCAAAGUCUUUAAGUGGAAAAAUUCUACGUCGAGAAUUAAAGGACAAAUUGAACCAGCUGAUCAAAGUCGAUAAGCCUACGAAUUCAAACCGCAGCUUCAGAAAAAGCGUGCGCCAAAACGGCGACAAGAAAGAAGUCAAUGGGAAUUCUGAGGGUAUGCCUCCGAAUGUGGCAAAAUCCAGUUGCUGUGUUCUUAUUUAAAGUUAUACCAUCAAAAUCUCAAAGUUUAAGAUAACACUUCUCCUUAGUCAUGUCACGCACAGCUUGGCUCUGGGAAUCUGGUGCAAGUCAAGACAACAAUCCUUAGUUGGAGAUUUUCUUGGUCUACGGAUGAUUAAAACAUCAGAGUAUUUUCUAUAUUUCGGAAGAUAAACUAAGCAGGGAAAUACCGUAAUGAGUCGAUUCAACGCUCCCCUCCCCCCUCCCCUCCCCGUCAAUAGGCGCUCCCUUUUUAAUAAUCCCGCUACCUCACGCCCCGGGCGCUAAAUUGGAUCAUUAUGCUAGCCUCGAAGCUAUGAUAGGAGAGGAGUGACAAAUACCGUUAAUAAUAAAAUAAUACUAUCAUCGUACAUAUUGAGCAAUUCGUACGGCAUAAUACAUAUUACAGCGAAUAUGUACAAUAUGAUUAUAACAUAAACGCGUUUCGCGCUAAAGAUCAGUUCCUUAUUUUUUUAUUACCGUUGUGCGCGUGUUUAUUCAGCACAGUGGUAGCCUGAUAGUGUUUGUAUAGUAGGCAUAGUAUUAACAACACUAGCUGUGUAUUAUAUGUAGAUUAGACCCAUCUGAUGGAGAAAUUGUUAUUUAAAAGGAGCCAUGAGCCUUGUUUAAGAUGGACAACUACAAUAAACGACAACACAAUCUGUAA